Molecule: messenger RNA, 3842 nt
Organism: Carassius gibelio (silver crucian carp)
Lineage: Eukaryota; Metazoa; Chordata; Actinopteri; Cypriniformes; Cyprinidae
Product: kelch domain-containing protein 8A-like
Exons: 6
Coding region: 190-1254 (354 amino acids)
Molecular function (GO): protein binding
Source: RefSeq, a predicted model, not a curated record
GCUGCUGAUGCUGCUGCUGCUGAUGCUGAUGCUGGGAGGCUGACUGACAGACAGAGAGGGAGGGUCUAUUCCACGCGAGGAUUAUUAUUGCUCUGCUUCGCGCUUUAUCCAUAAGGGAAGCACCCGAGGAGAAUCGGAAGAAACCGAAGCCCAGACCCGAAAAGAGCUGUUGUGAGGGACCACAGGGUGAUGACGGUGCCCUCGGCCCAUGAGUUUCAUUGGCAGAGCCUGGCGUGUCUUUCCAGUGGCCGCGUGUAUCACUCAUUGGCUGAUGUCGGGGGGCAGCUGUAUAUGGUGGGGGGUUGCGAUGCCUCGGGUCGACCCACCAGCGCUCUUGAUCUCUACUCCCCUGAAGUGGACCGCUGGCUCAGUCUUCCUCCGAUGCCCACGCCGAGAGCCGGUGCGGCGGUUGCUGUCUUAGGUAAGCAGCUGCUGGUGGUCGGGGGAAUGGGGAAGGACCAGCGCCCCCUGAAGGCCGUGGAGGUAUACAACACAGAAGAAGGCAAGUGGAGGAAGAGGUGCUCACUCAGAGAGGCAUCCAUGGGGCUUUCUGUCACUGUUAAAGACGGCAGAGCUCUUGCUGUUGGGGGUAUGGGAGCAGACCUCCUGCCUAGAAGUGUUCUCCAGCAGUACGACCUUCGCAAGGACGUGUGGGCGCUCCUUCCACCCAUGCCCACCCCGCGCUACCAUACCAGCAUCUGCCUACUGGGCUCCAAAAUCUACGUGGCAGGUGGACGUCAGUGUAAGCGUUUGGUGAAGGCGUUUGAAGUCUUUGACAUGGAAAGCCGCACCUGGUCCUCUCUACCCAGCCUGCCCUGCAAGAGAUCUUAUUCUGGGGUCUUAUGGGACAGUGCAGGACAUCUCUGCUGGUUAGGAGGGCUCAGACAAGGAGGACUACACCAAAGUUCAAAGUUUACCAAGAAUGUUAACAUCUUUGAUACCAACCAAGGAACUUGGUUAAAAUCGGAGGACACUGUACCCUUGAAGACCAAGCGAGCAGACUUUGCCGCAGCCAUAGUGCGAGGCAGAAUGAUCGUGGCUGGAGGUCUAGGCCAUCAGCCAUCAGUGCUGGACACUGUUGAAGCCUUCCAUCCCGAAAAAAGGAAAUGGGAGAUGCUGUCGCCUAUGGCCUCGCCGCGUUGCUCUGCCACCAGCAUCGUGAUCCGUGAUCGCUUACUGGUAGUAGGAGGCGUCAAUCAAGUCCCAAGCUCUGCCCACGAGAUUCUAUAUGUAAAAGAGGAGGAGAUUCUUUAACCAUAAAACUUUAGGUUCACACAUCAGAAAAAGUUGCCUUCCGUGAUCAAGUAAAACACAAAUUUUCACAUUAAAGGCUGCGGUCACGUUUAGCAUUGCUUUGAGUUUUCACAUGAGAGGCAAAAACAUUCUCAAUUCAGUUGUCUCUCUCGGUUGGUCAUGCAAUUUUUUAGCCAUGCUGAGCAAUACAAAUCUGCUUGGUUUGAAAGUGAUUCUGUUUGAGCUGUGUGUCAUAUCUACGCUAUUAACAAUGGACCUUUUUUUUUUUGGCAAAAUUUUGCAGAGAAAAAAAUCCAGAUCUGCACAAUGGGGACUUUUGCAUGAGAGUGAAAAAUUUUCCAGCACAGUUUUUCCUCUUAUUUAAGCAAAUUCGCCAAGCUGACCAACAGAAAACUGCUUGGUUUCGUGUGGCGAAUUCUUGUUGUGACCAACCUGAAUAUGAGCGUAAACUGAGUGAGGAACUUUAUCGUAACCAAGCAGCUUUCUGUUGGUCAGCUUGGUGAAUUCACAUGACCAACUUGAACAGCGAAAAUGCUGCAAUGACAGUAGAUUAGCGGAAACUGAAUGGAUAAAAUCACUUACAUAAUCUACUUAUGUAGAUAAUGUUUUGAACUUAAUUCCCAAGUGUCUAAGGAAGGCAGUUCAUGGCCAAAAUUAAAUACAGUGUUGACUUUAUGAUAUUCAAAGACCUUAUGCAGUCUUUGCUCAUUCACAUUGGUCACACAAAUUCGUCAAGCUGACUAACGAAAGCUGCAUGAUUCAUGUGGUGAAUUCUCAUGACCACACGGGGAACUUUAUUAUAACCAAGCAGCAUUCUGUUGCUCAGCUCGGUGAAUUCAGGUGACCAACUUCAACAGCAGCGAAAUCUACGCAGGGAACUCAUGCGAAUCUCCCAGACACACGGACUGGAUUUCGCCUGCAAAAUUUUGCUAAUGUGACCACAUCUUAAAGCCUGAAAUACACUCUACAGUAUGCAAAAGUGAGUGCAUUGCAAAUGCAAUAAGGGAGGCUGUAGUUUCCUUCAAACAUCUGUCUUAAACCGAAUUCAGGUAGCUAGCUACAAAAAUGUCAACAGUUUAAAUGUAAAAUGUGUCAUUUUUUGCACCCCAGUGCAAGGUUUUCUUCAGACUGUUGCUCCGUCAUGACAGUAGUUUAGCUGAAACAGAGCAAUGACAGUAGAAGACAAUGUUUACAUUUAUUGCCUACUAUAGUGCCCCUUUUGGCAAUGCUGACAUAUUUCAUAAUGUGUUGAUGCAUGAAAUCAAACUAGAGAUGCUGUUUAUGUACUUAUGUAGAGUAUGUUUUGGGCUUAAUGUCAGUACAACAAGGUUUAUAAAUGCUAGACUGUUCAAAUAAAUAAGCUACAUUAUGUGACGAGGAAUAACUAAAGCACAUAGUAUGAAACAAAAUGUAUUUUAGUUCCACAAAGCUUGCUGUAAAUGCCAUUAAUACAAAAUGUACAGCAAUGACAAUCUGCCUUUUAAAGCCAACAGCACCAAACACCCACUGAAUGAUCUAAGCCAACAACAUAUGCACAAACACAGCUUCAGAAACACAAUAAAUAAGUGUUUGAAAUAGAUGCAGAUUUAGCAGUCUCCCUAUAAUAGUAUAUUGAGAUAUUUUAAGGUAUUUACAGGGUUGCUAAGUAAUCUACUGCUGUUUUUAGCAUGAUCAUUUAGUAAUACAGCAGGUCUUAUUAAUAAAGUGAAGUUUUAGGAUAUUAAUUGUGCAUACCUCACUGCAUUAUUUGUGUAGGAGGUGUUGUGUGAACAGAUUUUGUUGGUUCGUAUGGUGAAUAUUGAUUGUUUUUCACUCAUUCUGGUCAGUUUCUUCCUUGUCAAAGGUAACUUUGCACUGCUGUAGCACAUACUACAUGCAAUCCUUUUUCUAAAUGUUUACAGGGUCUUCAGCGAUUUCCAGUAGCAUCAAGUAUUUUGUCUUUAAAAAAAACUCUGAAAUCAGUAAUUGGGAGUUUUGUGGAUUUUUUUUUUAAAGACAAGCCUUUCACAAUGUCCUACCCAUCUAACUUUUUCAAUAGGAAAUACAACAAAACAAGACUUAAAAACUCCACUCUACACAAGAUUUCAUGGGGUUUUUAAUAAUAAGAUACUGAGUGUGUUUACAUGCACAAUUCAGCUCGUUCUCAAAUCCCAGGAAUGCAAGAAACACUUACAUGAGAUUUUAAACUAUUGUUUAACAUAGUAUGCACACACGAAAUAAACCGCCAGGAUUGUGGCUUCAGAAGUUUAUGAGCUGAUAAAAGAAAACCUCUUGUGUGUUCUACAUGACCUUAUUAAACAUAAUCAGAGUAAGACCGUGCAAGUAAACACACUCAUUGUCAGUACAGAGUUCAGAAAUGCAGUAUUUUGAAUAGAAAUAAAGUUGAAUGUCAUCAUAGCUAUGGCCAACAUCAUUAAAUGGUGUUUACUCUUUUCUAUUCUGAUGUUUUCACUUGGCCAUUUGCUCUCAUUUUGUUAGGAUAAUGUGUCUUGGAUGCACAUAGCAAUAAAAUGAAGCACUGUAAUAAAUGGUUUUCUACAAUGCUUGUAUGUUUGUGGUUUUGCCAUUAAAUUAACAUUAUAUCCUGC